AUGCAGACUUUUUUGCGAAGUAUAUAAACAUCUCGAGCGCUCGUGGAACCGCAGCUGGAUACCACAUUGACGUUAUUCGGCGUUCCGGUUCGACCUGGAGAACUCAACGGGACUUCAGCCCCUUUGCUAAUUGCAUCCAGUGUAAUCCGUCUAGCCGUUUUUUAUGGAUUUCGCAUUGAGGAUAACGACGGAACAGCCACGACCUGUUUUUCUCUGCUUGACGAGCAGACGAAAAGCGAAUUUGCCUUCCUCGGCGUCCACUAGACGACCCCGAAAACCUUCCCAUUCAUUUUGUUUUCAAUGUCAAGAUUGCUUGCCACGUCUUUCAAACAUCACCAGGUCUACACGUGCGCUCUCUCCCUGUCCAGCUCCAUAUCUUCGUCUUUCACCGCUUUUUGGAUAAGACGGUUCCAAUUAUUUCUUAGUCCCGAGUCAAAGUACAACUGGUGCACGCAGCCGUGAAGUUGAUUGUGCUUCAAAAAUGGCGAGCAAAGGAGACAAGAAUUGUCGUUUGUCCAGCACACUUGUUCGCGCCGCCUUAGCCGAGUUUAUUGGCACCUACAUUCUUGUUGUCAUUGGCAACGGUAGUGUUGCCCAGUCGCAACUGACGAAUGGCAAACAAGGCGAUUAUUUCACCAUCAACUGGGGAUGGGCUUUGGGAUGCUCGUUGGGAAUCCUCAUUUCGGCCGAGGCAUCAGGUGGUCACUUGAACCCGGCCGUGACGCUGGCCCUGGCCGUGGCUAAAGAUUUCCCAUGGAAAAGGCUACCCGUGUAUUGGUUAGCCCAGUAUUUUGGAGCGCUGGUUGCGUCUGGCAGCGUCCUCGGCGUUUAUUACGAAGCCAUUCUCCUUGGAAAACGAGAUGGAAAGUUUCGAAUUAACGCCAAUUUGUCCGAACCGGAGCCUGGCUCAGCGGCCAUUUUUGCAAACUAUCCGACUCCUUAUUCGUCAGUGGUUACCGGUCUAGUAGAAGAGACUUUAUGUACAAUGAUCUUCAUGCUGAUUAUAUGCGUGGUGACGAAUGCCAAAUAUUCAAAAGUGCCGAGCUUCUUGCAGCCGCUCUACAUUGGUUUCACGUUGUUGGCCAUGGGCGUGGCUUACGGAUCUAACGGAGGCUACGCGCUAAAUCCGGCUCGCGAUUUGGCUCCCCGAUUAGUUACUUAUUUCGGAGGAUGGGGACCUCGUGUAUUUAGCUUCCGCGGCUACAAUUGGUUCUGGAUUUUCCUAGUCGGGCCACAUGUGGGUGCCCUUCUUGGCGUCGGCAUUUUUCAUACCGUUUUCUUUCUACCAGAACAGAGAGUGGUUGCGUUCGACAGAACCGAUUCACAGCUACCAAUUGUGAAUUACGAAUAUGCAAUGGCCAAUGUACCCGAUAACAAAUCAAAUGCUUUCAAAAUUACGAAACAAGAGAGCCACGAAGAAUAUGUUGGAUGCCGAGUAGUUACAGCAAUGUGAACGAUCUUCCACCGUGGCGAUGAGAUCCUCCCUGGUUAAGAGACCAACAUUUCAAACUAGGUUUACAUUUCAAUUGAGCGAGUCGUAUUU
Molecule: messenger RNA, 1543 nt
Organism: Daphnia magna
Lineage: Eukaryota; Metazoa; Arthropoda; Branchiopoda; Diplostraca; Daphniidae
Product: aquaporin-9-like
Exons: 10
Coding region: 482-1453 (323 amino acids)
Biological process (GO): glycerol transmembrane transport; water transport
Cellular component (GO): basolateral plasma membrane; plasma membrane
Molecular function (GO): water channel activity; glycerol channel activity
Source: RefSeq, a predicted model, not a curated record